AUGAAAGUGGCGGAGAGGCUUAUUAACGGCCGACUUUGCUGGUGGCUAGAGAAAUCUAAUAUACUACCUAAUAGCCAGGCAGGGUUUAGAAGUGGCAGAUCCUGCGCAGAUAAUAUAGCUAUUCUCCACUCGGAUAUUUGCAACAAUUGGAAUAACAAGAAAAAUACCUACGCCUUAUUCUUUGAUAUCAAAGGCGCCUACGAUAACGUGUUAUGGGAUAUUUUAGUUUACAAAUUAAUUCAACUUAAACUACCACCAACAUUUAUUAAAUUUAUUUUCAAUCUCACCUCUUCAAGGAUAGUACAGUUCAAAUAUGAUGAUAUCGAUUUAAUUAGACAUACUCAAAGGGGUCUUCCGCAAGGCUCAGUUUUGAGUCCAAUACUGUACUCCAUAUAUGUCGCUGAACUAGAAAACUUGUUUCGAUAUAAUACUAACAUAAAAAUAUUGCAGUAUGCGGAUGACAUCUGCUUAUACAUAUCCCAUGAGAAUCGCAUCACCGCUUUGUCGGAGCUGGAGGAGGCGGGCAAUAGAGUAGCUGCCUGGUUUGAUUCGUUGGGACUAGACCUUGCUCCCGAUAAGUCACAGCUCUGUAUUUUUAGUAAGGGUAACAACCAGCGAGAUCGUUUUUGGUCCAUCUGCAACAAUCUUAAAUGGAACAGUCACGUAAACAAGGUAGUGGCUAGCUGUAGCAAACCGUUAGCCAUUCUGAGCUUUCUUAGAACUACCUGGUGGGGCUCUGACCCCUCACUGCUCCUCAUGUUAUACAAAGGAUUGAUAAGAUCACGGAUGGAAUACGGAGCUUUUGUGUGGUUCAAUCUUCCUCAAUAUCUCACUAGGAAACUUGAAAUGAUACAAUUCCAGGCUUGUCGCACGGCGCUGGGUUACAGAAAAACUACGCCGAUUAAUGUAAUACUUUAUGAGGCCAGGGAGCCUCCUCUUAGGGCCAGAUUUGAAUUCUUGGGUCGAUUCUCGACGAGGUGUCGUAAACCAUGGUUCCAUAAAUUCAAGUUUAAGCGGAAAAGCGUGGUGUCGAUUAAUAGAUUGAGAUCCGGACAUACUACCUUAGCGGAAUGUUUAUUUAAUCAUAAGAUCAUAGAUUCGCCGCUUUGCGAGUGCGGCGAUAUUCAGUCUCCCAACCACAUUAUCUGGCAAUGUGAGCAUCUGAAUGGGCAGAGGGAAAAACUUUUGCAAACUUUAUCUGCUCAGGGUUUGAUGGGUCCGUUCUGCAUCGAACAAUUUCUGCAUAUUAUGAACCCGGAUAUUAUUUUCGCGCUUGCUUCCUUUAUUGAUACCAUUCCGACCAGAAUAUAG
Solenopsis invicta (red fire ant) is the source of this 1311-nucleotide messenger RNA. Its product is annotated as probable RNA-directed DNA polymerase from transposon X-element. The coding region runs from base 1 to 1311 and encodes 436 amino acids. The record is from RefSeq and is a predicted model, not a curated record. Lineage: Eukaryota; Metazoa; Arthropoda; Insecta; Hymenoptera; Formicidae. The transcript is spliced from 3 exons.